Topomyia yanbarensis is the source of this 1363-nucleotide messenger RNA. RefSeq names its product chymotrypsin-1-like. Lineage: Eukaryota; Metazoa; Arthropoda; Insecta; Diptera; Culicidae. The transcript has 3 exons. Gene Ontology annotation, molecular function: serine-type endopeptidase activity. The coding region runs from base 50 to 835 and encodes 261 amino acids. Gene Ontology annotation, biological process: proteolysis. The record is from RefSeq and is a predicted model, not a curated record.
UUCUAUUGACUUAAGUGAAAUAAAGUCUUUUUCGAGCGGUGCUUUGACAAUGAUUACAAAUCUUCCACAUUUGACAUUCAUCCAGCUAACACUGCUGGUUGGCGCAUUAUCUCAAGCGGUUCAACUGGAUGAUAACUACGUGAACCGAGUUGUAGGUGGACAGGAAGCAGCCAAUGGCUCCGUUCCGCAUCAGGUGUCACUUCAGAUAGCUAACUUUGGACACAUGUGUGGAGGGGCUAUCAUUGCUGAUCGUUGGGUUCUAACCGCUGCACAUUGUGUUGAUAGGCAAAUUCCAGAGCAGAUGAGUGUUCUCGUUGGAACUAAUAGCCUAAAAGAAGGAGGUAGCCGCUACGAAACUGAAAUGUUGAUUAAACAUGAAUACUACAAUAGCCCUCAAUUCCACAACGAUAUUGCGUUGAUUCGUCUAAAGUCGAGCCUGCAGUUUACCACUAAUGUUAAAGCGAUUGAGUAUUCUGAACGAGAGGUUGGCGCUGGCCAGGCGGUUACUCUUACUGGAUGGGGAAGGAUUUCGGUUGUAGGACCCACUCCAACCAAGUUACAAACGAUCGCCCUGCAGUCGAUUAGUAACGAUGAAUGCAAACAGAAAUCACCGGGAUUAGACAGUAAUGUUGAUAUUGGACAUGUUUGUACUUUGACCAGAAGUGGAGAAGGGGCUUGCAAUGGUGAUUCCGGAGGUCCACUGACAUUGAACGGAAAGCUGAUUGGCGUGGUCAAUUUCGGUGUUCCCUGUGCUCUAGGGUAUCCUGACGCUUACGCACGUGUUUCUUACUAUCAUGAAUGGAUACGCACAACAAUAGCAGAAAAUGUAAUUUAAAUGUUUGCCUAAAUUAGUUCAAAAAUGUUCCCGUUUAAUUUUGUACUCGCGAGCCACGUUAGAUCGGCGGUUUGUGAAUAUGUGCACGGAAAAUUAAACAACUAUAAAAUGUUGGUCGCCGUCCAGUGGCGGCGCUAAGCUUUUUGCCGCUCGGGGCAGAAAGUUCAAUUUGCCGCUAGUUACAUAUUUCUGACUAACCAAACUAUCUAAUCAAUACAGUUUUCCGCGUAUGUUGAUGAAAAUUGGUACAAAAUAGUUAACAACAAGGAUUACUUUGAAAUUUAUCUGUUUUUUUUACACUGGAUGUAUUCGUUUUAUGAAAACUAAUUAAUGAAAAACUUGGUAGCGUCGCUAUGAAUUUCAUUUUUUGGCAGAUUUUUUAUAAACAAUUAAUAAUCUUGCGGAAUGAAACCCUUUUCAGCCAUUUUCUCGAUAAAACAUAUAUUGCACCUAAAAUAAUUUAUUGGUUUUUUUUAUUCAACCUUCAAUAAAGAAAUUGAUAUAUAGUACAAAAGCCCGGACCAAAUU